AUGGCGCAGGCAGCCCUGUCCGGCACCUUUCUGGGGGCCGCUGCCUCCUUGCAGGGCCGCACAUCACGCCAAUCGGCAUCUCGGCGCCUCGCUGUGAGCGUCAGGGCCGAUAAGGCCUUGAUCGUGAACACAAAGGGCGGCGGCCAUGCCUUCCUGGGCCUGCACCUGGCCAAGAAGCUGCUGAGCGCCGGCCAUUCGGUGACCAUCUUGAACGACGGUGACAAGGAGAAGCUGUCCGGCAAGGCGCCCUUCAGCCAGUACGCCUCGCUGGCGGGCGCGGAGGUGGUGUGGGGCAGCCCCACCGACCCCGCCACCUACCCGGCGGGCGCCUUUGACGUCGUGUACGACAACAACGGCAAGAACCUGGAGUCGUGCCAGCCCCUGAUCGACCACUUCAAGGGCAAGGUGAAGCACUAUGUGUUUGUGAGCUCGGCGGGCGCCUACGCCGCCAACAGCGUGGAGCCGAUGCAUGUGGAGGGGGACAAGCGCAAGGCGUCGGCAGGCCACGUGGCUGUGGAGGGGUACCUGGAGGAGCAGCAGCUGCCCUACACCGUCUUCCAGCCCCUCUACAUCUACGGCCCCCACACCGCCAAGGACUGCGAGCAGUGGUUCAUGGAGCGCAUCCUCAGGUGUGGUCACUUCAACCUCUGCUCAGACCGCUGCAUCACCUUUGACGGCAUCGUCAAGGCCAUCGCCGCCGCUGCGAGCAAGGAGGCCAAGAUUGUGCACUACAACCCCGCUGAGAUGGGGCUGGGCAAGGGAGAGGGCUUCCCCUUCCGCGCGGUGCACUUCUUCGCCUCAUCCGACAAGGCCAAGCGCGUGCUGGGCUGGCAGCCGCAGCACAACUUCCUGAAGGAUGUGGAUCAGCUGGUCAAGGACUUCCAAGCCUCGGGGCGCCUGGACAAGCAGCCCGACUUUUCUGUGGAUGACAAGAUCCUGGCUGCGGUGGGCUACAAGGCAGAGGCGCUGGUGUGA
Chlorella variabilis is the source of this 975-nucleotide messenger RNA. RefSeq lists its product as hypothetical. Gene Ontology annotation, biological process: rRNA processing. NCBI's taxonomy places the organism in Eukaryota, Viridiplantae, Chlorophyta, Trebouxiophyceae, Chlorellales, Chlorellaceae. The record is from RefSeq and is a predicted model, not a curated record. The coding region runs from base 1 to 975 and encodes 324 amino acids. Gene Ontology annotation, molecular function: RNA binding. The transcript has 9 exons. Gene Ontology annotation, cellular component: cytosol.